Molecule: messenger RNA, 6939 nt
Organism: Elephantulus edwardii (Cape elephant shrew)
Lineage: Eukaryota; Metazoa; Chordata; Mammalia; Macroscelidea; Macroscelididae
Gene: NOTCH3
Product: notch 3
Exons: 33
Biological process (GO): regulation of developmental process; cell differentiation; Notch signaling pathway
Cellular component (GO): membrane
Molecular function (GO): signaling receptor activity; calcium ion binding; Notch binding
Source: RefSeq, a predicted model, not a curated record
CGCCGCCACCGCCUCCCGAUAUCGUCGCCGCCCCCCGUGCGGGUGCUGCCUCUGCUGCUGCUGCUCGCGGGGCCGGGGGCUGCAGCCUCCCCUUGCCUGGAUGAGAGCCAGUGUGUGAAUGGAGGUCGUUGCACCCAGCUGCCCACGAGGGAGACUGUCUGUCUGUGCCCUUCGGGCUGGGUAGGUGAGCAGUGUCAGCUGGAAGACCCCUGCCAUUCAGGCCCCUGUGCCGGCCGCGGCGUAUGCCAGAGCUCGGUGGUGGCGGGCAUUGCCCACUACUCCUGCCGCUGCCCUCGUGGUUUCCGAGGCCCCGAUUGCUCCCUGCUGGACCCCUGCCUCAGCAGCCCCUGUGCCCAUGGCGCCCGCUGCUCUGUGGGGCCCGAUGGACGCUAUGUCUGCUCCUGCCCGACGGGCUACCAGGGCCGCAGCUGUCGCAGUGACAUCGAUGAAUGCCGGGCAGGUGGGCCCUGCCGCCAUGGGGCCACCUGUCUCAACACACCUGGCUCCUUCCACUGCCAGUGCCCGGCUGGCUACUCGGGGCCACUGUGUGAGAAGCCCGCUGUGCCCUGUGCUCCAUCGCCUUGCCGGAAUGGGGGCACCUGCCGACAGAGUGGCGAGCACACCUAUGACUGCGCUUGCCUCCCUGGGUUUGAGGGCCAAAACUGUGAAGUGAACGUGGAUGACUGUCCAGGACACCGGUGCCUAAACGGGGGGACAUGUGUGGAUGGUGUGAACACCUACAACUGCCAGUGCCCCCCUGAGUGGACAGGCCAGUUCUGCACGGAGGACGUGGAUGAGUGUCAGCUGCAGCCCAACGCCUGCCACAAUGGGGGCACCUGCUUCAACAUGCUGGGCGGGCACAGCUGCGUGUGCGUCAACGGCUGGACAGGUGAGAGCUGCAGCCAGAACAUCGAUGACUGCGCCACAGCCGUGUGCUUCCACGGGGCCACCUGCCAUGACCGAGUGGCUUCCUUCUACUGCGCCUGCCCCAUGGGCAAGACUGGGCUCUUGUGCCACCUGGAUGACGCCUGUGUCAGCAAUCCUUGUCAUGAGGACGCCAUCUGUGACACCAACCCUGUGAACGGCCGGGCCAUCUGCACCUGUCCCGCAGGCUUUACAGGAGGGGCAUGUGACCAGGAUGUGGAUGAGUGCUCCAUAGGAGCCAACCCCUGUGAACACCUGGGCAGGUGCGUGAACACCCAGGGCUCCUUCCUGUGCCAGUGCGGGCGAGGCUACACAGGCCCCCGCUGUGAGACCGACAUCAACGAGUGCUUGUCGGGGCCUUGCCGCAACCAGGCCACGUGUCUGGACCGCAUUGGCCAGUUCACCUGCAUCUGCAUGGCAGGUUUCACAGGCACCUUUUGUGAGGUGGACAUCGAUGAGUGUCAGAGCAGUCCAUGUGUCAACGGUGGCAUCUGCAAGGACCGGGUCAAUGGCUUCAGCUGUACCUGUCCCUCAGGCUUCAGUGGGGCCACGUGUCAGCUGGAUGUGGAUGAGUGUGCCAGCACGCCCUGCAGAAACGGUGCCAAGUGCGUGGACCAGCCCGACGGCUACGAGUGCCGCUGCGCAGAGGGCUUUGAGGGCACCCUGUGUGAGCAGAACAUCGACGACUGCUCGCCAGACCCUUGCCACCAUGGGCGCUGUGUGGAUGGCAUCGCCAGCUUCUCAUGCGCCUGUGCCCCAGGCUACACGGGCACACGCUGCGAGAGCCAGGUGGACGAGUGUCGCAGCCAGCCCUGUCGCCACGGGGGAAAAUGUCUAGAUCUGGUGGACAAAUACCUCUGCCGAUGCCCGCCAGGCACCACAGGUGUGAACUGUGAGGUGAAUAUCGAUGACUGUGCCAGCAACCCCUGCACCUUUGGUGUCUGUCGUGAUGGCAUCAAUCGCUACGACUGUGUCUGCCAGCCUGGGUACACAGGGCCUCUCUGCAAUGUGGAAAUCAAUGAGUGCGCCUCUAGCCCCUGCGCUGAGGGAGGCUCCUGCGUGGAUGGAGAAAACGGCUUCCGCUGCUUGUGCCCCCCAGGCUCCCUGCCUCCACUCUGCCUUCCGCCCAGCCACCCCUGUGCUCGUGAGCCCUGCAGUCACGGUGUCUGCCACGAUGCGCCUGGCGGGUUCCGCUGUGUGUGUGAGACUGGCUGGAGUGGCCCCAGGUGUGACCAGAGCCUUGCUCAGGAUGCCUGUGAGUCCCAGCCCUGCAGGGCCGGUGGCACCUGUAUCAGUGAUGGAGUAGGCUUCCACUGUACCUGUCCUCCUGGUGUCCAAGGCCAGCAAUGUGAGCUCCCGUCCCCCUGCACCCCAAACCCCUGUGAGAAUGGGGGCCGUUGUGAGUCUGCCCCUGGCCAGCUGGCUGUCUGCUCCUGCCCUCCAGGCUGGCAAGGCCCACGAUGUCAGCAGGAUGUGGAUGAAUGUGCUGGGUUCUCACCCUGUGGCUCGCAUGGUACCUGCACCAACCAGGCGGGAACUUUCAGCUGCACCUGCCACAGCGGGUAUGGUGGCCCUUUCUGUGAUCAGGACAUCGAUGACUGCGACCCCAACCCCUGCCUGAAUGGUGGCUUGUGUCAGGACGGUGUGGGCACCUUCUCCUGCUCCUGCCUCCCUGGCUUCGCUGGCCCGCGAUGUGCCCACGAUGUGGAUGAGUGUCUGAGCAGCCCUUGUGGUCCAGGCACCUGCACAGACCACGUGGCCUCCUUCACUUGUUCCUGCCCUCCUGGCUACGGAGGUUUCCACUGCGAGCAGGACAUGCCAGACUGUAGCCCUAGUUCCUGCUUCAAUGGAGGCACCUGUGUGGACGGUGUGAACUCGUUCAGCUGCCUGUGCCGACCAGGCUACACUGGUGCCCACUGCCAACACGAGGUCGACCCCUGCCUGUCACGGCCAUGUCUGAAUGGGGGCGUCUGCAGUGCCACCAACCCAGGCUUCCAUUGUGCCUGUCCCCAGGCCUUCACUGGUAACCAGUGCCAGACGCUCAUAGACUGGUGCAGCCGGGCACCCUGUCAGAACGGAGGUCGCUGUGCACAGACCGGGGCCUCCUUCUACUGCCUGUGCCCCCCAGGGUGGAGUGGCCGCCUCUGUGACAUCAGGAGCCUGCCCUGCAGGGAGGCUGCAGCCCAGAUGGGUGUGCGGCCAGAGCAGCUGUGCCAGGCGGGCGGGCGGUGCAUGGAUGAGGGCAGCACCCACUACUGCUUGUGCCCAGAGGGCCGCACGGGCAGCCACUGUGAGCAGGAGGUGGACCCCUGCCUGGCUCAGCCCUGCCAGCAUGGGGGGACCUGCCAAGACUACAUGGGGGGCUACAUGUGUGAGUGCCCCGCUGGCUACACUGGUGACAACUGUGAGGACGAUGUCAAUGAGUGUGCUUCUCAGCCCUGCCAGAAUGGGGGCUCCUGCAUCGACCUGGUGGCUCGCUAUCUCUGUUCCUGCCCCCCUGGGACACUGGGUGUGCUCUGUGAGAUCAACGAGGAUGACUGUGGGUCAGGCCUGACCCAGGAUACCGAAGCCCUCUGCCUCCACAAUGGCACCUGUGUGGACCUGGUGGGAGGCUUCCGCUGCACCUGCCCCCCAGGCUACACCGGCCUUCGCUGUGAGGCAGACAUCAAUGAAUGUCGCCCUGGCACCUGCCACUCAGCGCACACCCGGGACUGCUUGCAGGACCCAGGUGGGGGCUUCCACUGCCUUUGUCAUGCGGGCUUCACAGGUCCCCGCUGUCAGACCGUCCUGUCACCCUGCGAAUCCCAGCCGUGCCAACACGGAGGCCAGUGUCACCCUAGUCCGAGCCCAGGGGGUGCGCUGACUUUCCUCUGCCACUGCGUCCCACCCUUCUGGGGCCCCCGGUGCGAGCGGAUUGCACGAUCCUGUCGCGAGCUGCACUGCCCAGUGGGCAUCCCGUGCCAGCAGACAGUCCGUGGUCCGCGUUGCGCCUGCCCCCCAGGGCUCUCGGGACCUACCUGCCGGGGCUCCCGCGGGUCGCCGCCCGGCGGCGGAGCCACCAAUGCCAGCUGCACCUCCACCCCGUGCCUGCACGGCGGCUCCUGUCGUCCCGCGCCCCUGGCCCCCUUUUUCCUGUGUCUGUGCACGCCGGGCUGGGCUGGGCCGCGCUGCGAGGUGCCCACCGCGGCCCCCGAGGCGCCCGAGGAGCCGCGGUGCCCGCUGGCAGCUUGUCGCGCCAAGCGCGGGGACCGCCGCUGCGACCGCGAGUGCAACAGCCCGGGCUGCGGCUGGGACGGCGGCGACUGCUCGCUGAGUGUGGGCGACCCCUGGCGGCAGUGCGCGGCGCUGCAGUGCUGGCGCCUCUUCAACAACAGCCGCUGCGACCCGGCCUGCAGCUCGCCCGCCUGCCUCUACGACAACUUCGACUGCCGCUCGGGCGGCCGCGAGCGGACCUGCAACCCGGUGUAUGAGAAGUACUGCGCAGACCACUUCGCCGACGGCCGCUGUGACCAGGGCUGCAACACGGAGGAGUGCGGCUGGGACGGGCUGGACUGCGCGGGUGAGGUGCCCGCGCUGCUGGCGCGUGGGGUGCUGGUGCUCACGGUGCUGUUGCCGCCCGAGGAGCUCCUGCGCUCUAGCGCCGACUUCCUGCAGCGGCUCAGCGCCAUCCUGCGCACCUCGCUGCGCUUCCGCCUGGAUGGCAACGGACAGGCCAUGGUCUUCCCUUACCACCGGCCGGGCAAGGAGCCUCGGGCGCGACGGGAGCUGAUCCCAGAGGUGAUCGGCUCUGUGGUCAUGCUGGAGAUUGACAAUCGGCUGUGCCUGCAGUCACUGGAGAAUGACCACUGCUUCCCAGACGCCCAGAGCGCAGCCGAUUACCUGGGCGCCCUGUCGGCAGUGGAGCGCCUGGACUUCCCAUACCCGCUGCGGGCUGUGCGGGGUGAGCCCUUGGAGCUGCCAGAGCCCAGCGUGCCGCUGCUGCCGCUGCUGGCCGCGGGCGCCGUCUUCCUGCUGGUCAUCCUGCUCCUGGGUGUGAUGGUGGCCCGACGCAAGCGUGAGCACAGUACCCUGUGGUUCCCCGAGGGCUUCGCGCUGCACAAGGACGUGGUUGCAGGCCACAAGGGCCGGCGGGAGCCUGUGGGCCAGGAUGCGCUGGGCAUGAAGAACAUGGCCAAGGGUGAGAGUCUGAUGGGGGAGGUGGCCGCAGACUGGAUGGACACCGAGUGCCCCGAGGCCAAGAGGCUGAAGGUGGAAGAGCCCAGUGUGGGGGCUGAGGAUGCUGUGGACUGUCGCCAGUGGACUCAGCACCACCUGGUUGCCGCGGACAUCCGUGUGGCCCCAGCCAUGGCACUGACACCACCUCAGGGCGACGUGGACGCCGACGGCAUGGACGUCAAUGUGCGCGGCCCAGAUGGCUUCACUCCGCUAAUGCUGGCCUCCUUCUGUGGGGGGGCUCUGGAGCCGAUACCGGCUGAGGAGGAUGAGGGUGAUGACACAUCGGCCAGCAUCAUCUCGGACCUGAUCUGCCAGGGCGCCCAGCUGGGGGCACAGACCGACCGCACUGGUGAGACGGCCCUGCACCUGGCUGCCCGCUACGCCCGGGCUGAUGCGGCCAAGCGGCUGCUGGAUGCUGGGGCGGACACCAAUGCCCAGGACCACUCAGGCCGCACACCCCUGCACACAGCUGUCACCGCCGACGCCCAGGGUGUCUUCCAGAUUCUCAUCCGGAACCGCUCCACAGACCUGGAUGCCCGCAUGGCAGACGGCUCCACUGCACUGAUCCUGGCGGCCCGCCUGGCAGUGGAGGGCAUGGUGGAAGAACUCAUUGCCAGCCACGCGGAUGUCAAUGCAGUGGAUGAGCUUGGGAAAUCAGCCUUACACUGGGCUGCUGCCGUCAACAAUGUGGAGGCCACCUUGGCCCUGCUCAAAAAUGGAGCCAACAAGGACAUGCAGGACAGCAAGGAGGAGACACCCCUGUUCCUGGCUGCCCGUGAAGGCAGCUUUGAGGCUGCCAAGCUGCUGCUGGACCACUUUGCCAACCGUGAGAUCACCGACCACCUGGACCGGCUGCCGCGAGACGUGGCCCAGGAGCGGCUGCACCAGGACAUCGUGCGGUUGCUGGACCAGCCCAGCGGGCCUCGCAGCCCUCCUGGCCCCCAUGGCCUGGGCCCCCUGCUAUGCCCACCUGGGGCCUUCCUCCCAGGCCUCAAGGCAGCACCUUCAGGGGGCAAGAAGAGCCGGAGACCCCCUGGGAAGGCAGGGCUGGGGCCUCAAGGGGCUCGGGGCCGGGGCAAGAAGCUGACACUGGCUUGCCCCGGGCCACUGGCAGAUAGCUCUGUUACCCUUUCGCCCGUGGACUCGCUGGACUCCCCUCGGCCCUUUGGGGGACCCCCUGCUUCCCCUGGGGGUUUCCCCCUUGAGGGGCCCUAUGCAGCUGCCACUGCCACAGCGGUCUCUCUGGCACAGCUUGGGGGUGCUGGGCGGGUGGGUCUAGGGCGCCAGCCACAGGGGGGCUGUGUGCUCAGCCUGGGUCUGCUGAACCCUGUGGCAGUACCCCUUGACUGGGCCCGCCUUCCUCCACCAGCCCCUCCAGGCCCCUCCUUCCUGCUGCCCUUGGCCCCAGGUCCCCAGCUGCUGAACCCUGGGACCCCCGUUUCCCCCCAGGAGCGGCCCCCACCGUACCUUGCUGUUCCAGCACAUGGAGAGGAAUAUGUGGCAGCUGGAUCCCACAGCAGCCCCCAUAAGGCCCACUUCCUGCGGGUCCCCAGCGAGCACCCUUACCUGACCCCCUCCCCUGAGUCCCCGGAGCACUGGGCCAGUCCAUCGCCCCCUGCCCUCUCCGACUGGUCCGACUCCACGCCCAGCCCAGCCACGGCCGCUGGGGCCACAGCUGCAGCGACACUGCCUGCCCAGACUCUCCCCUUGACUGUCCCUGGGCCCCUCACUCAGACUCAGACCCAGACCCAGCUGGCACCCCACCCAGAGGUCCCCCCCAAGAGGCAGGUGCUGGCCUGA